Phragmites australis (common reed) is the source of this 1497-nucleotide messenger RNA. RefSeq names its product nuclear transcription factor Y subunit A-4-like. Gene Ontology annotation, molecular function: RNA polymerase II cis-regulatory region sequence-specific DNA binding; DNA-binding transcription factor activity, RNA polymerase II-specific. The transcript is spliced from 7 exons. Gene Ontology annotation, cellular component: CCAAT-binding factor complex. The coding region runs from base 253 to 1143 and encodes 296 amino acids. The record is from RefSeq and is a predicted model, not a curated record. Lineage: Eukaryota; Viridiplantae; Streptophyta; Magnoliopsida; Poales; Poaceae. Gene Ontology annotation, biological process: regulation of transcription by RNA polymerase II.
AAACUGGAAGAAGACAGAAAAUAGGUUAUACAGUAGGCGCAUAUUUGGCACCAGCUGAGGCCUCGUCGUGCCCCGUAUUCUCAUUUCUUCGCCGUAUUUUCUCUCUCCGGCUCAAGAGUCCGGAGGAAGUAGAGAGAAACUCGAAGAGGAAUUAGAGAAAGUUGUCAAUCAUAUGAUUUCUCAGAAGUACCUGAAGCUAAGUGUUGCUUGGGCUAAGGAUACCAGCUCAUAGUGCUCACCCUUUUGCGGGAAAUGGAGGAUCAUCCAGUCCAUCCCAUGUCUAAGUCCAACCAUGGCUUCUUGUCAGGAAAUGGCUAUCAGAUGAAGCAAUUAGGUCAUAAAAUCCACAAUAGGGACUCAUCUUCAGAGUCCGAUCAGUCUCACCAAGAAGCAUCCGCAGUGAGUGAGAGCAGUCUAAAUGAACAACACACCUCAACACAAUCUGACAAUGAUGAUGGUCAUGGGAAGCAUAAUCAGGACACAGUGAAGUCAGUAGUGUCAUUGGGGGAACAAGGAUCGGCCUUUUUGGCCCCAAAACUAGAUUACAGCCCAUCUUUUGCUUGUAUUCCUUGCACCGCUGAUGCUUAUUAUGGUGGGGUUUUGACAGGAUAUCCCCCACAUGCCAUUGUUCAUCCCCAGCAAAAUGAUACAACAUACUCUCGGGUUCCGUUGACUGUUGAACCUGUGGCAGAAGAGCCAAUAUUUGUUAACGCAAAGCAAUACCAUGCAAUCCUUAGGAGGAGGCAGAUACGUGCUAAAUUGGAGGCCCAAAAUAAGCUGGUGAAAGGUCGGAAGCCAUACCUUCAUGAAUCUCGACACCGGCACGCCAUGAAGCGGGCUCGUGGAUCAGGAGGGAGGUUCCUCAACUCAAAGCAGCUCCAGGAGCAGAACCAGCAGCAUCAGGCAUCAGGUGGUUCAAGCUGCACAAAGGCCAUCGGCAAUAACAUGAGCUCCCAGAGUGGCUUCACUCGCACGCCUUCGACAACCUCUUCCCCUGACACCCCAAGUGCUUUGAGGGCAAACCAGGAGCGCAUUUGCUUCCCCUCGGCUGGCUUCCGUCCCACGAUGAACUUCAGCGCACAAGGUGGAGGAGACGCAAAGCUUGCAAAUGGCAUGCAGCAGCGUGUUUCCUUCAUCAGGUGAAGAAAGUGAAGUGGGGCACAGCACCACCACCUGGUUCACUGCCUGUGGCAACUCAUCCUUGGCUUAUGAAAUUAUGAAUAUGUAAUGGACAUGUAGCUUUAAUCUCAGAAUUACCAAAGAUAUGCGAGUCCUUUUAAGUUUCCUGUAGUUAAAAGAACUGAUUGGUUAUGCGUUUGUUUCCGGAGACUGAAAUCCGUACUUGAAUUACUACCUUGUACCGAGUUCUGAGGUGAAGACCUGGAAACUUGCUCUUGUGGUAGGUUCAGUACCUGUUGCUUUUGUAUCUGCUAGGUUGGCUCUGCAAUUUCCAAUAUCUGAUUUCUAGUAUGCUUUUGAUUCUACCCGCUGGUUUUU